AUUUUUUUGCUGCAGAAAAUGGAUGCGUUAAAAAACGGCUGGUUCAGCGAAAUCAACGACUUAUGGCCCGGAAUCUCACAAUCCUUAGAAGUUGAAGAGGUCCUUUACAAUGGACAUUCAAAGUACCAACACAUUCUCGUCUUGCAGACGAAAUCCUAUGGCAAAGCUUUAGUCCUCGACGGCAUAAUUCAGUGCACGGAAAAGGACGAAUUCUCCUACCAAGAAAUGAUCUCUUUUCUACCGCUCUGCUCACACCCUAACCCCAAAACGGUUCUCAUAGUUGGCGGUGGUGAUGGUGGAGUUGCUCGCGAGGUGGCCAAGUUCCCUAAAAUCGAGAAGGUCUACCAAGUGGAAAUCGACGAAAAGGUCGUCGAGGUGUCCCGAAAAUAUUUGCAAUUCAUGGCCACAGGCUACGACCACCCGAAAGUCGAGCUUGUUAUCGGCGAUGGCUACAAAUUUGUCGAGGAACACAAGCACAGCUUCGAUGUCAUCAUAACAGACAGUAGCGACCCCAUAGGACCGGCCACUUGUCUCUUUGAGGAGCCCUACUUUGUCCGUAUGAAGAAUGCGCUAAAGCCCGGUGGUAUCAUUUGUACCCAAGCCGGUACCUACUGGUCAAACCUCGAUCAGAUCAAGCGUACCUUAAAUCACUGCAAAGACACAUUUCCCAAAGUAGGUUAUGCCAUAUCGUCAGUGCCCACUUAUCCUACGGGACAAAUUGGCUAUAUGAUGGGUAGCCUGGAUGAGACAAUAAACUUUAGAGAGCCGAAAACUGUGUUCACGGAUGCGGAGCUUGACAAGAUGAAUAUGCGCUAUUACAGCGAUAGGGUACACAGGGCAAGCUUUGAGCUGCCUAGAUUCGUUGAAAAAGAGCUUGACCUGUGAUGCAUAACUGUGUAAUAUUAUUAAGGCUGUACUGGUUCAAAUCUAAACAACAGAGUGUAAUUUUGAUGGGACAUAGUAUUACGACUUAGUCUAAAAGUGUAAGUGCACUCUGAAGAAAUCCGAAUCUACCAAUCAUAGGACAUUCGAAUGGAAUAAGGCUUGCAGAGAUUAUAUUUUGAAUUUUUGAUGCAACGCAUAAUAAGAAUAAAUAUAGAUGAGUUACAUCAAAUAGUUGACUUUUAAAAAUUUUUUCAACUACCUACUUUCAACUUAUUCGUCAAU
Molecule: messenger RNA, 1167 nt
Organism: Copidosoma floridanum
Lineage: Eukaryota; Metazoa; Arthropoda; Insecta; Hymenoptera; Encyrtidae
Gene: SpdS
Product: Spermidine Synthase
Biological process (GO): spermidine biosynthetic process
Cellular component (GO): cytosol
Molecular function (GO): spermidine synthase activity
Source: RefSeq, a predicted model, not a curated record